UCUCAAUAGAACAGCUGUUCAUCUGCAUAUACAUAAUAAAAUGGCAGAACUGAUAUUAUUUACUUUAGUGCGUUUGUUACUUCCAUUUACAUUAAUAAUUGCUAUUAUUUGACGUAUACACAGCUUCGUUAUCACGGCCUGUCGCCCUCUCAAUGAUCUAUCUAAUUAUGUUCUUUGUGUCACCUUGGCUUUUGCAAACUAAAAGCUACUUUCAACGCAGUCUGUUAAAAUUUUAUUUGGUUUUUACUUGUAUAUUGAGCGCAAUAUUUGCUAUUGGCCAUCUCUUAAUUAACUUUUUCAAUUUAUUGUUUCCUUAUAUGGAUAUAAAACCAUCAAUAACAAUUAUUUUACGCCAAGUGGGGUUCGUGAAUUUCAUGGGAUUGCGGGCUAUUGCAAUAUUCCAUUGGAUUCUACCAGAUAUAAUGGUAACGAUUAUGGCCUUGAUUGUACUUGUUUUUAUCGUUUUAUCGGCUAAAAAAAAUUCUCAAUCGAAAGACUAUAAGGAUUCCGAAAUGCCUGUGGAAUAUAAUAAUGAACCUGUAACAAAUUUACGAUAUUCUGAAAUUAACCGCCUCUUAAUAAUUGCUUAUAUUCGAUCUGUGCUAAAAACGUCUCCAAUUUUUUCCUUAAUCGUUCUCUAUGUUGCUGCCACCUUAAGACCAUCAUUACCUGGCAGCUUAUACUUCAUGAUAUUUAUUGUGGCUGGCACUUAUUGGGCCCUAUACCGACAGUUUAACUGCGGUAUGCAUUAUCCACUUAUCGUUGUUGCCAUAUCCUUAUCAGUACAAAUAAUUUGUUUUGUUUCAUAUCAGCUGCCAGUAAUACAGAGCUAUUUAAAUAGCGAAUCAAUAUGGGCGCGCAUUAUGGGCUUGGAAGCGCUACUUUUACUUUUCAAUCGAAAUUGGAACGGCAUGAUAUUUAAACUAAAUAAUGAAAUACAUGUGGAUUCAUAUCUGAGUCCAGUUGCAUUGAUGUGGGCUUAUUUUGUUAUAGCACUCAAUAUAAUACACCAUAGACGAUACAAGUUAAUUUUUACUACAAUGCGAAUGAAAAUUGGUCCAAAGCCUGAUGAUCAGCCACAUCAAUUAAUUCGGCAGCCUGGGCAAAAUGAGAUUAUAGCAGUUAAUAAUGAGAAACCAUCCACUGUGGAACAAUUCUUUUAUAUGAUUUGUGACCUAACAUCAUUCAUAUAUAAAAAUAGCUAUAUACUGCUCAACAUAGUUAUGAUGGCAAGUACAACAACAAAUUUUAUUUUGCUUAAAAACAGUUUAUAUAACCAACUAACUACUAACUGAAGUGAAUUAAA
Drosophila novamexicana is the source of this 1306-nucleotide messenger RNA. RefSeq names its product piezo-type mechanosensitive ion channel component-like. The coding region runs from base 153 to 1295 and encodes 380 amino acids. The record is from RefSeq and is a predicted model, not a curated record. The transcript has 6 exons. Lineage: Eukaryota; Metazoa; Arthropoda; Insecta; Diptera; Drosophilidae.